Phanerochaete carnosa HHB-10118-sp is the source of this 1434-nucleotide messenger RNA. RefSeq lists its product as uncharacterized. The record is from RefSeq and is a predicted model, not a curated record. The coding region runs from base 1 to 1434 and encodes 477 amino acids. NCBI's taxonomy places the organism in Eukaryota, Fungi, Basidiomycota, Agaricomycetes, Polyporales, Phanerochaetaceae. Gene Ontology annotation, biological process: response to antibiotic. The transcript is spliced from 9 exons.
AUGCUCAAGAGGUCCCUUCGACCGCUAGCGUUCGCCCGCUCAGCCUAUGACCCAAUGGUAAGGGCCGUCGGAAAUGCGCAGAUUGUGCUUAUCGGAGACGGGUCGCACGGGACAUAUGAGUUCUAUGCUCACCGUGCAAACAUCACGCAGAGGCUUAUUGAGGAGAAGGGUUUCGUGGCGGUGGCGGUGGAAGCAGACUGGCCGGAUGCAUUCCGCAUCAACAGAUACAUUCAUGGCGGUGACCUUAAAGGGCAAGGUGUCAAGAAUGCUCGCGACGCUAUGAAAGACUUCGAGAGGUUCCCAAAAUGGAUGUGGAAGAACGAAGUUAUGCCUGGGUUUGUGCAAUACCUGCGACAUCGCAACGACUCCGUCAUGCAAAAGGCUGGAGAUUAUUCGGCGAAAGUCUCUUUCUUCGGACUAGAUUUAUACUCGCUGCACCGUUCGGCGGAAGAAGUCCUCCGUUAUCUGAACAGAAUCGACCCUGAAGGUGCCAGGGCAGCGCGUAAGAGAUACAAUUGCUUCGAGCGGUUCGGCGAAGAUACAACACAUUACGCUCUUGAAGCUCAAUUUGGCCUUGCAAAGACCUGCCAUAAGGAGGUGAUCCAGAAUUUGCAGAGCCUCCUGCGCAACCACCAGCGGUACAUAGAAGAGCAGCUUUCUAUACAAGAGCGUGGUAUUGGCACUCAUCCCGCCGAAGAGCAAUUCGUGGCUGAGAUGAACGCGCUGCUCGUCAAGGAUGCCGAAGAAUACUAUCGGACAAUGAUGGAAGAGGACACCGUCAGCUGGAAUCUCAGUACCGCGCUUGCCAGAGAUGAUCACUUCGCUCGCGUUGUUGUUGAUAUUGCCCAUCAUCUAGGAAGACGCAACGCGGAUGCGAAGAUUGUCGUUUGGGCUCAUAACUCACACAUCGGUGAUGCCAGGGCAACGGAUAUGGGACGAAGGAGAGGCGAGAUCAACAUCGGCCAGCGCUGUAGGGAGAUUUUCGGCGGCGAUAAUGUCUUCAAUCUUGGUUUCUUGACAGGCAAUGGCACAGUGACUGCAGCAUAUAACUGGGAUGAACCGGCGAGGCUCAUGGCCAUGAACCCACCACUGCAGGGAUCAAUCGAGCAGAUCUUAAACGAUGCGGCAGACACGGACGCCUUCUUGGUAAUGAACGAAGUGCACGGAGAGGAUGUAGGUAAGACGAAGAAGGUCGAAGUCUCGCCGGACCUUAGCGACUUUCUGAACCGACCGCGGUACCAACGUUUCAUUGGUGUCAUACACCGGAAAAUGACAGAGAUCCCUUCGCACUACUCUCGAUGCAGCCUUGCCGACCAAUACGACGCUGUGGCGGUACUUAAACAAUCGCGCGGAAUUCAGCCUCUGGAGAGAGAAGACAUUUGGAAGGGGUAUCACAAGGGCGAGAUCGAUGAGACGUUCCCAUUUGGAUACUAG